This is a messenger RNA of Anoplophora glabripennis (Asian longhorned beetle), 2527 nucleotides long. RefSeq names its product F-box/LRR-repeat protein 21. Gene Ontology annotation, molecular function: protein binding. The transcript has 7 exons. Bases 187 to 1707 code for a protein of 506 amino acids. NCBI's taxonomy places the organism in Eukaryota, Metazoa, Arthropoda, Insecta, Coleoptera, Cerambycidae. The record is from RefSeq and is a predicted model, not a curated record.
AAACGUACCAGAAAUAGUAUGUGACUUUUAGUGAAUACCUUAUUAUAAUUUACAGAAACUAGCUAGGACAAAAAAAUAACGGUAAUUUCAAGACAAGUUAUGUGUUUUCUGUGAAAUCUCAUUCGUACACAUCUACAUCUACCUAAAAGUUUUUGAGUGACCCACUGAAACAUUUCAAAGAUCAAAAUGUGGUCACAAUCAAAAAGACAUAACUUCAAGAGUGAGUUAUGGAACGAAAGGUACAAAGAAAAAGAUACAGGUGCCAAAGCUGUAUACAUCGAUAUAGAAGAAGAAAAAGAGGAUGACGAUGACGGCAAAGAAUACUCGAAAUGGUCAGAAUUGCCCGAUUUACUUUUGGAAAAAAUAUUUUCUUACCUCGGCAUUAGGGAAAAGUACUAUGCGAGCUUGGUAUGUCGCAACUGGUACAGGGCGUUUCAUUUACCGUACGUAUGGAACCGCUUCAUUUUGCAAGACAACACUUUGACCAGAGCUAGGUUUAAUUACUAUUCCGGUUGGCAGUACGUUCUGGACCACCUUCGUUGCCAAAUGUGUCUCUCCACGGUGGGCAAGAACAUCAAAUACCUAACGAUAGAACCAAUGCUAAACUUUUAUAACUUGUACGAGUUCAUGAACAUGAUUUCGUGGUACACCGAACAACGCGAGGAAAAGGAAAACGUGGAAAUAGGCAUAGGCAGCAACAUACAAUCCUUAAAAUUCACCUUUCCCUGCAACAUGACGACCAGAGAGGACACUGAGAGGAUUCGCCUGUUUGGCACCGGCGGCAAACUCUUGGCCGCCUUAAAAAGACUCAUGGGCAACUUGAAAAAGUUGCAAUGGCUAGAACUGACGGAUUUAAUGCUAGAUCCCAAAGAAGCGCAAUACCUGUUGGACGAAGUUUGUGAAACUUGUUGUCUAACGCUUCGCAAUCUGCAUAUCGUCAAUACCACCAGGGUGCAGUACCAGAUGCUGCAUGUGGGAGUAUUUCUAAACUUGCGAGAGUUGAUUAUCAGUCCCCAAAACUUGGGCGAUGAUUUAGUCGAGUUGCUCAGCUUUACCAAGUUAAAACAUCUACACAUACUACAAAACAGGUAUACUCCGAACGAUAUCAAUAUCAAACCGGUGUCCCCACAAGUUUGGAAAAAGUGCCGACAAAAUAAUCCCACUUUAAGUGUUCACUUACAACUCGAAAGCGUAAAGGAGAAACCAAUUAUCUGGCAAGAAAACGCACCUGCGAGGACUGUUUUGUACGACUCGCCACAUAUCGGACUGAGAACAGACGCGUUGGUGACAACCAUUGAAUUUUACCAUGAACACUUGAGAAUAUACGGGCACAAGGGUAUCCCUAGGUUCCACAGGUCUAGAUCCUUCACAGAACGCAUAGACGAAAACUUGAUGAUGCUCGUGCGACAAUGCACAUACUUGUCUACCCUUGUUGUGACGGAACGAAUAUCUACGGCAACGGUUCUCCUUCUCGCUUACCACGGCAAAAACUUGAAAUGGCUGUUCAUCAGAGGGAACGCGGUUAUUAUAAAGACCGACUGGAAACAAGGUUCGGACUGGACUGAUGAAUUUUAUUCUUGGUUAAAAGUCAAUAGUCGGUCAUAUGCUUUAGUCGAAAAAGAGGUUUCCCAGAUAUUUGGGUACAAAUGGAAAUUUCUCACAGAUAAAGAAUUUUUGAGACUGAACGUAAAUUUGCACGAUUAUUAAACUGUUAUGAUGAAUUAUGCUCAUUAAAAACAAAUUCUAUUUUGUGAGGAACUUUUGAAAGGGACAAAGAAUGAUCCUGGAUACACACACAGAAAAUUGUUUGGAUCGAGCAAACUCAGACACAGACAAGUUUUGUUUACCAUGAAUCCGAACAAAAAUUAAAAAUUUUAAUCAUUCGUUCAGCACGAAAUCAUUCACCAUUUAUUAACGAAAGUGAAAAUGUGCAUUAAAACUAUUUUAGUAAAAGUAAAUUUAAGCAAAUUCAAUGCCGAUUAAUAUUAAGAAUUGGUACUGGUGAUUAUGUUAACAUGGAAGGAAGAAUCAUUCAGAUUUUUUAUUUAACCUUUUAUUGUACAAGUACAAGUGUAAAGUAUUUAAAAAAUUAUGCCACAAAAAAUUUUGCUGACAAAUAUCAUGCAUCUCUACAACUUAAGAGACAUGAUUUAAACUAAAUGGAAUGUGUUUUUUUUUUCACUGCAAACCUACUUGCAUUUUAUCGAUAUAUUUUUUAGACAAGUACGAUUUUCUGAAUAGCUUGUGAUGCAAUACGCAGAUUAGUUUUAAGUAAUUUAUUACAUGAAUUAAAAUUGUGAAAUAAAUUGUUUAUAUAUUAAAUAAAGAAAUAUUUAAAACAUGCUUCUUUGUUUAAAUCAUAAUUUCACUGAAGCAACAAAAAUUGCAAUAAUAGCUAGAACUGUUUGCUUUUAAGCACAAUAUAAUUUACUUCACCAAAUAUCGCCCAACAUUACACAAAAAUAUAACAAGACAUUAUUGAAACUCGGCAAAAAAAUUAAAAGACCAGAAAAAUUUCCAAUUUUUU